Aspergillus terreus NIH2624 is the source of this 1842-nucleotide messenger RNA. RefSeq names its product Zn(II)2Cys6 transcription factor. Lineage: Eukaryota; Fungi; Ascomycota; Eurotiomycetes; Eurotiales; Aspergillaceae. The transcript is spliced from 3 exons. The coding region runs from base 1 to 1842 and encodes 613 amino acids. The record is from RefSeq and is a predicted model, not a curated record. Gene Ontology annotation, cellular component: nucleus. Gene Ontology annotation, biological process: positive regulation of transcription by RNA polymerase II. Gene Ontology annotation, molecular function: DNA-binding transcription factor activity, RNA polymerase II-specific; transcription cis-regulatory region binding; zinc ion binding.
AUGGACAGCAGAAGAACAACCACCGAGGCCGUCGCCACGGGGCCCAAACGCCGCCGCAUCAGACCAUCUCGGGCCCGCGGGUUGAGAACUCGGACAGGAUGCCUUACCUGCAGGGAGAGACGCGUGAAAUGCGACGACGGGAAGCCUACAUGUCUGCGGUGCUCCAAGGCUGAUCGCGUCUGUCGGUAUGCCCAGGGUGCUGACCAGCACCCUGCCACCGGAGCUGGAACGGCGCCAGCGGAUUUGACGGUGAACAGGGCCGUGACACUGCAGAGUCCCCAGGAGCAGCAGCAGCAGCAGCAGGUUGCCACGGCGCCGUACUUCCAGGCCCAGAAUGACCAUCUCAACCAAGCCAAUGAUCAGGCCUUCGCGACUUCUCCACUGUCACUGAGCCAGAUCUCCCUGCUCAACAUCUCCCCCCUAGAGUGGUACGAUCUGCUGGCCCGGGAUGCCAUCAGCAACAUCCAACGGCUAAACGAGUCAACCGGCGACCCACGCUGGAAACAUCCCGAGAUUGCUCUCUCUCGUAGACAGUCACCAGCGCCAGAAUGUCCCGAGGCUCCUGUCGAGCAGCAGCAGCAGCACGCUUUGGAACAAGACACCGGGACCGAGCCCCCUCUAUCAGAUUACCACCAGCUCCACGAGCCAUGGAACACAACAAGUAGAAUCGAACUAUCAGAAACCGACCUCCCCUUCUUUCAAUACUACAUCGAGGUCGUCGGGCCCAUCCUCGACCUGUUCGAUCCCGCGCGGCACUUCAGCAACGUCGUCCCCCAUCUAGCCCUCCGAAACACAGGCCUUUUGAAGGCGAUCCUCGCAGCCGGCGCAAAGCACAUGUCUCUCGGCCUCCUGCACGCGCCAGAAGAGCUCCCAGGCGGCCCUGCCCUGCCGCCCGAACCAGACCCGACCACCGCACCAAGUCACAUGGCAACCCAGUACUACUACGAAACGCUACAAUACCUCUCGCAGACCCUCCUCUACCCCUCGUACGCCGACUCGCGCGAGAUCCUCGCAACCGCCACCAUGAUCAGCACGUACGAGAUGUUCGACGCCGCCAGCGCCUGCACCACCAGCGGCGACUGGGAGAAGCACCUGCGCGGCUCGUUCUGGAUCCAGCGCUCGCAGGACAACGACGGCGAGUCGACGGACGGGCUGCGCCGCGCGGUCUGGUGGGCAUGGCUGCGGCAGGACAUCUGGGCGGCGUUUCGCGCGCGCCGGUCCACGCUGACCUUCUGGCGUGCGCGAAAGCCCCUUGAGGAGCUCGACGCGGACGAGCUCGCUACUCGCAUCGUCUACAUCUGCGGGAAGUGUGUUGCGUAUGCGGCGGCGGCGGCGGAGAUGUCGCCUGCUCAGGAUCCGCGGCCACGGAUCGAGGCCGGGGAUAGGUUGCUCCAGGCCCUGGAUGAGUGGUACAGGGUGCUCCCUGCGUCGUAUCAGCCUGUUGCUGUGGCUGGGCGGCUCCGGGAUGAUGCCGUGUUUCCGCCGGUGUGGAUUCAUCCGCCGAGCCAUGCGGGAGCCAUGCAGAUGUACCAUUUCGCGAGGGCGACGGUCCUGCUGAACCAGCCUACUAUGGGGGGUCUGAAUGCCUACUGUCUCCGCGACAGGCUGCUGAGUGAGAGUGUGCGCGUGGUCUGUGGAAUUGCGAAUGCGUGUCAGGAGCAUGAGUCUGCCAUGGCUUUUGUGAAUGUACAGGCGUUGUUUGGAGUUGGCCAGUUUGUUCGCUCGCCCGAGAUGCGCAGCGAGUUACUCCGUAUCCUGGAGAAGAUGCUGCGGAUCAGCAGAUUCCCGGCUACAGGGCUUGUCGCUGAGCUUAAGAAGGUGUGGCAGGAGUUGGAGCCGUAG